GAUCUCCUGUAUGCCCCGUGAAGUAGGCGACAAAAUAAUGUCACGUGAUCCAAAAUGGGCAGUCCUCUGACGGAGCUGAAAAAAGCCAUUUUCUGGCGCUGCUGCAAAUUCUGUCCAAGUCCAAAUAAUUUACCUGGAUCCUCGUUGGGAGGAGAGGGAAACUUUUAUGUCUGAUCAGAUCUGUCCAGAUGGAUAAAAUGCAGCCCAACCGGAUUAAAAUCACUGAUCUGAAUCCCCACCUCACAUGCCCACUGUGCGCUGGUUACUUAAUUGAUGCUACGACCAUCGUAGAGUGCCUGCACUCCUUUUGUAAAACGUGCAUCGUUGCCUUCCUGGAGACAAAUAAGUUCUGUCCUCGAUGUGACGUCCAGGUUCACAAGACGUGUCCACAACUCAGCAUCAGAGCGGACAAAACUCUACAAGAUAUUGUUUAUAAGCUUGUUCCGGGGUUAUUCAAAGAUGAGAUGAAACGGAGGCGAGACUUCUACGCAGAGAAUCGUGUCCUGGAACCAGGGGAAGUGGUGGAGACGUUUAACAUAGCAGAGGAUGAAAUCAUCAGUCUGUCCAUACAGUUCUACGAGAGGAACAAAAACAAUGAGAGGCAGCGUUCAGAGAUGGAAGGAGACAAGUCCAACGGUAAACGUUUCCUGCAGUGCCCAGCAGCCAUGUCCGUCAUGCACUUAGCAAAGUUCCUCCGGAGCAAGAUGGAUAUUCCCAACAACUAUCGGGUGGAGGUGUUGUACGGUGAUGAGCCCUUGAAGGACUACUACACACUAAUGGAUAUCGCCUACUUCUACGAGUGGAGACGAACUGGACCCAUCCCCCUGCAGUAUCUGGUCAAACCCACCCGGAAGCGCAGGAGGCCGUCCCAGUCCACUGCUCAGGGCCACUCUGACGGCGUCAACACCAGCCCGACGUCAGAGAGCGACUCCCAGAGCGACAAAGUCCACAGUCCUGCUGCAGCCCAGCCCCCCCGAGCCUCCUCGCAGUCCAGCCCCGCCUCCCACAACCCCUCUUCCGCCAUCCAAAGCUCCAACGGUACCACUGUGCCCAACAACACUCAGCGACACACUCUCGCCUCCAAACAGGGCGCCAGCGCUCGCAAGGUGACUGUCAAUGGCACGAGCUCUGGGGCCGGCAAAGAGGAGGCGAGGGGAGGCGAGAAAAGCGGUUUGCCCCCGGCGACCUAACGUGUGUACGGGGCAGCAGGGAGGACAGUGUUUGAAUUGCUCCCUUCUUGAUUUUCUUCAGAGCAAAAAGACGAGCUUGAGUUCUCCUUCUGGACAAAUGGGGGCCAGAUUACUGUCAUCACCUUUCAACAGGAAAGACUGAAAAGUGCAGCCAAAUAGACACUUGUAUGUAUGUGCGUGUGUGUGUUUUAUGUGUGUUAGACUAGAGCAGUGCACACAUACAAACUGUACAGUAUGUAUCAAAUGUGAGCAUGUGUGCAUACAUAUGUAUAAACUUAUCUUUUAUACAAGAUAUUGUAAUCGUUUUGUAUUGUAUACGCAGUGGGUCCGUUUCAUUUCCAUAGUUCUUUCAACAUUGAUUUGGCUUCCAUAAAACAUGAGACAAAAUGCUGUGAGGCAUUGCAGUGGCUACCACUGCGGGAGUUGGAUGUAAAGAGAAAAAAAAAAAAGCUAAUCCUUGCCUUUGAACAGUCAUGU
Molecule: messenger RNA, 1667 nt
Organism: Xiphias gladius (swordfish)
Lineage: Eukaryota; Metazoa; Chordata; Actinopteri; Istiophoriformes; Xiphiidae
Product: polycomb group RING finger protein 2-like
Exons: 9
Coding region: 189-1190 (333 amino acids)
Biological process (GO): negative regulation of transcription by RNA polymerase II
Cellular component (GO): PRC1 complex
Molecular function (GO): promoter-specific chromatin binding; metal ion binding
Source: RefSeq, a predicted model, not a curated record